Molecule: messenger RNA, 1037 nt
Organism: Salvia miltiorrhiza (redroot sage)
Lineage: Eukaryota; Viridiplantae; Streptophyta; Magnoliopsida; Lamiales; Lamiaceae
Product: dof zinc finger protein DOF4.6-like
Exons: 2
Coding region: 179-550 (123 amino acids)
Source: RefSeq, a predicted model, not a curated record
CAUCUGAGUUUGACAUUCCAAAUCUUUUAUCAUAUUUGGUUCCCGCAAGAACCGGCGCUCCUCUUCCUCCUCCCCCUUUUCCACCUCCACCAAAAAACUCCCCGAUUUGGUGCCGCCGCAAAGCCCUAAUCAGGAUCUAAACCUCGCCCACCACCAUGAUUUCAAGGCCCUCAGCGACAUGAUCCACCUCCCCUCGCCGCCGCCGCCUCAACUCUCGUCGCUACAGCUUCUCACGGGGCUAGCAUCCACGUCGAGGGGUUUGAACUCCUUCAUGCCGUCUCCGGCGGAUCCCUACCCAUCGUCGGGGCUGGGAUUUCCAAUGGCGGAGUUCAAGCCGUCUUCUCUCAACUUCUCGCUGGAUGGGGUCGGGAUCGGCGGCGGCUAUGGAAGCUUCCAGGGGGUUCUGGAAACGAAUGGAAAGCUUCUGUUUCUGUUUGAGGAUUUGAAGCAGCAUGUAUCGUCCAACAAUGCUGACCAAAAUCGAGAUGAUAAUGAUAAUUCAAAUGGAUACUGGAAUGGGGUUAUAGGCGGUGGAUCAUGGAGAUGCUAGAAAGAGGAAGCAUAAUGGCACUGAACCAAGUAAUGUGGGCGUGGUGAUUAGAGGAAAACACGUCACAAGUGUUGGUUAACUACAAGCAACAAGUAAUCAAGCCCAAAAAGAAUUACGCCUCAUUGUUUACCAAGACCACACCAUGUGCUCUUGUGAAAGGAAUUGUAGAGAUGAACAACCUCCAGCACCAUCCAAGAUCUCCCGGGUCGACUUGGCUACUGGGCAAGCUGGGAUUCGAAGAUGUUCUAGAUCCGACCAUGCAAGAUCUCCCGGGUCGACUUAGCUACUGGGGUUUGGAUGCAUUCGAUAUCAGGCGCUGCGAUGUUAUUUUACCUAAUGGGUAGUCUCUUCCAGUGACCGAGGACGACGUUCAACGGGUACUAGGCUUUCCAAAGGGACCUAGAAGAAUUGAGUAGAUUAUAUUCGUACGUAAUUGAUAAAGUUGUUUAUAGAAUAGGUGCAAAAACUCCGUCCAUGUAUUAACAUG